AUGCUGAGUGCUAUCUUUGUAUGUGCGGAAGGUGACGCGAAAUCAUGUCCGCCAGCAGAUGGAGAUGGUGCUGGUGCUUCGGGGUGUACUUCUGAUACUCGUCGUACUCAUGAAACCACUACUACUGCUGGUACUGGAAGUAGUAGUAGUAGUGGUGGAAUCUUUAUAUCUCUCCAUGGUGAAGAAGAUCACUACCGUGUGUCACCCUCUACUAAAGGCUCUAACUCUCAUACCCCACGUGAUCCUUCUUCUGCGACACUAGGUCAGGGUGGACUCCAAGGACAAGAUCACGCGGAUCGAACUGAGGUUCAUGAAGAUGGUAGUGCUGUUUCUUCAGAUAUCGAACACCGAGAAGGUCCAGUUCCAGACAGCAUAUCUUCAUCAUUAAGUGGUGCAGGACAACCGGGUACACAAGAAAGAGUACAAGGAACACAUCCAACAGUAACAACUACGGAAGCACAUUCACCUCAACUUGUUGAUUCCAAACACACCGAAACACAAAGUGAAUCUGAAACAGCCCCAGAUAACAGUACUGUUAAUCACAGUGGUGAUGCUUCGCAGAAUCCUUCACAAGCGACAGAGAAUACUGCAGCAACGAAUACAACUGCCACAACAGGCUCGGAAGAAACCAAUUCCACUACUUUGUCAAGCACCGAGAACACUACCACAGAAGCACCAACCACAACUCCAUCUCCUUCACCUGUACCCAACGCAGAGAUCAGCACUAUUGCCUCCACUCAGCAGAAGAAUAAGGGUAAUGCUGACAGCAGCAGAAUCAGUUCUGUAUGGGUACGUGUGCCACUACUGAUUGUGGUUACACUGGCCAAUGUUCUUGUGUGCUAA
Trypanosoma theileri is the source of this 843-nucleotide messenger RNA. RefSeq lists its product as uncharacterized. NCBI's taxonomy places the organism in Eukaryota, Euglenozoa, Kinetoplastea, Trypanosomatida, Trypanosomatidae. The transcript has a single exon. The coding region runs from base 1 to 843 and encodes 280 amino acids. The record is from RefSeq and is a predicted model, not a curated record.